AUGGGGUCAAACACACUUGGGAAGGCUGCAACCUUAGACGAGCUUUUGAACACUUGUAUUGAGAUGUUUGAUGACAAAGGAAAUCAGUGCUCCAGCCAUUUGCCAAGAACCUUUCUUUUAAUGCACCGGUGGUAUUUGCCUUCCACAGAGCUGGCUGGCAAGCUUCUGGCCACUUACAGAGAUGCCAAUGGAGAGAACUGCAAUGAAUUCAGAUUAAAAAUCUGUUAUUUCAUGAGAUACUGGAUUUUGGAGUUUCCUGCGGAGUUUAACUUGGAUCUUGGGCUGAUUCGUUUGACUGAAGAGUUUCAAGAAGUAGCCAGCCAGCUUGGAUAUGAGGAUCACAUCCAUCUGAUUGAUAUCUCUAGCAUUCCUUCCUAUGACUGGAUGAGAAGAGUCACACAGAGAAAGAGGAUUUCCAAGAAAGGAAAAGCCUGUCUGCUGUUUGACCAUCUGGAGCCCAUUGAGCUAGCUGAACAUCUCACUUUUCUGGAGCAUAAAUCUUUUAGGAGGAUUUCUUUCACAGACUACCAAAGCUAUGUGAUCCACGGCUGCUUGGAGAACAACCCUACUUUGGAGAGAUCUAUUGCUUUAUUUAAUGGUAUCUCCAAAUGGGUCCAGCUUAUGGUUCUCAGCAAACCAACACCCCAGCAAAGGGCAGAAGUAAUUACAAAGUUUAUCAAUGUUGCACAGAAGCUCCUUCACCUCCAGAACUUCAACACACUGAUGGCUGUUGUGGGAGGUCUAAGCCACAGCUCUAUUUCUCGCCUAAAAGAAACUCACUCUCAUCUGUCUUCAGAGGUCACAAAGGACUGGAACGAAAUGACAGAGCUGGUCUCUUCCAAUGGAAACUACUGCAACUACCGCAAGUCUUUUGCUGACUGUAUUGGCUUCAAAAUUCCUAUUUUAGGAGUUCAUUUGAAGGACUUGAUUGCUGUUCAUGUGAUUUUUCCUGACUGGAUAGAUGAGAACAAAGUUAACAUAGUGAAAAUGCAACAACUUUCCAUCACCUUGAGUGAACUGGUUUCCCUGCAAACUGCCUCCCAUCAUUUAGAGCCUAAUAUGGAUUUAAUUAACCUGCUAACCCUGUCCCUGGACCUCUAUCAUACUGAGGAUGAUAUCUACAAGCUCUCACUGGUGCUGGAACCAAGGAACUCCAAAUCUCAGCCUACCUCCCCAACAACCCCUAACAAGCCAGUAGUGCCACUGGAAUGGGCAUCUGGAGUGGUACCAAAACCUGACCCUACUGUCAUUAACAAGCACAUUCGAAAGUUGGUGGAUUCUGUCUUUAGGAACUAUGAUCAUGACCACGAUGGCUAUAUUUCUCAGGAAGACUUUGAAAGUAUAGCUGCCAACUUCCCAUUUUUGGACUCUUUCUGUGUACUGGACAAAGAUCAAGAUGGUCUUAUAAGCAAAGAAGAAAUGAUGGCUUAUUUUCUGAGAGCUAAAUCACAGUUCCAGUGUAAAAUGGGACCUGGGUUUAUUCAUAACUUCCAGGAAAUGACCUAUCUUAAACCAACUUUCUGUGAGCACUGUGCAGGAUUUCUCUGGGGUAUAAUCAAACAAGGCUACAAAUGCAAAGAUUGUGGUGCCAACUGUCAUAAGCAAUGCAGAGACCUGCUUGUGCUGGCAUGCAGGAAAUUUUCCAGAGGAACCUCAGUAGGCAGCAACCAUGGCUCUCUGCCUAGCAGUCCAUCUCUGCCUCCAGUCCAGGAUGAAGUAUUUGAAUUCCCCAGUGUUGCUGCAGAACACCAGGACCUUGAUGGCAGAGCUAUCACCCUUGUCACUGGCUCUUCACGGAAAAUUUCGGUGCGGCUGCAGAGGGCGACCACCAGUCAAGCAACACAGACAGAACCACUCUGGCAUGAGCCAGGCUGGAAUGAUUCAGGUUCCCAUACUUUCCCCAAAAUGAAGUCCAAGUUCCAUGGCAAAGCUGGGAAGAACAAAGGCUUUGCAAAAUGGGAGAACGAAAAGCCCAACGUGCAGGCUGAUGUAGAGCUAGAAGGUGAAGACCCACAACACAUACAGGAUCACAACGGAAUAGAAACCCUCCUAGAAAGACAAGAAUCUGAGGAUAGCUGAUUGCUCACCCCGAAGCACAGAAAAAUGAAGAUG
Merops nubicus (carmine bee-eater) is the source of this 2112-nucleotide messenger RNA. RefSeq names its product RAS guanyl releasing protein 3 (calcium and DAG-regulated) (gene RASGRP3). The transcript is spliced from 16 exons. Gene Ontology annotation, biological process: positive regulation of GTPase activity; Ras protein signal transduction. The record is from RefSeq and is a predicted model, not a curated record. Gene Ontology annotation, cellular component: plasma membrane. Lineage: Eukaryota; Metazoa; Chordata; Aves; Coraciiformes; Meropidae. Gene Ontology annotation, molecular function: guanyl-nucleotide exchange factor activity; calcium ion binding. Bases 1 to 2079 code for a protein of 692 amino acids.